This is a messenger RNA of Achroia grisella, 2885 nucleotides long. RefSeq lists its product as uncharacterized. Lineage: Eukaryota; Metazoa; Arthropoda; Insecta; Lepidoptera; Pyralidae. Bases 1 to 2781 code for a protein of 926 amino acids. The record is from RefSeq and is a predicted model, not a curated record. Gene Ontology annotation, molecular function: protein binding. The transcript has a single exon.
AUGCCUCCAAAAGAUGCAAGAAAAGGAAAAAAAACUCCAACAACAUUGGAAAAUUUGUCAAGUAUUUAUGGAGAGAUUGAAGAUAUUGAUACUUCUCCUCGGAGUGUGAGUCUCACUUUAGUUUUGGAAGGAGGGAGUCCAGGUCCAGGAGAUUGGCCCUUUAUAGCAAUAUAUAAUGGACAUAUAGUAUUGGAAUGUAAAUGGAGUGAUGGACUAGUUCUUGAAACGGAUAGUUUUCUUGCAGAUAUCAAUAAUCCUUAUUUUCAAGAUACUGCAGCGGAUAAACCUCUUGUUCUUUUGCUUCGUACAGUUAGUGGAAAAGGAGCUAAAGAUCCAGAUCCUUUGUUAAACUUGGAUAAUCGUGCAGGUGCUACAGUGGAUAUGUUCCCAUUAAUAUUAGGAGAGGAUGAAAUAUUCAUUACUGUUCCACUGGUUUUCUUAACAACAGGAGAAAGUACAAGCUGUAAAGUACAGGUUCAUGCUAAGGUUAAAGGAAAUAUUGAAACUAUUCAUAAAGUUCCGUUGAUUCUUACAUUGAUAUCUGCACAUUGUAUCCCUAUAUCCAAAGAUGGUACUGUUUAUGUAGCAGCAAUUGGUCUAGAUGGUCUUCUAGACCAAUCAGCAGUUAAUUUUGGCUUAUCGCUGAGCACUUCUGCCGCUACGAAAAUUAUGUGGGCAUCAGCUAGCAAUGGUGGCCAGGCAGCUAACACAUUAUUUAAUAUUUCAAAUCAAGACAAAUUUAUACCUCCGGAUUUUGAGGCAUCGAAUAACGAAGAAUGUAAUUCUGCGUAUUGGAAUGCUAUGAAACGAGUUCUUGUAAAUCCUUCGGUAUUACGAGAAAGAUUAUCUAGGCCAUUACUAAUCGAAGUGGCUGGCGUGCCUCGUUCUGGAAAAGUAGAUGUUCGUGGCCGGUAUAUGGGGUUUAUUGACGCUAGGGUACUACUAGAACCAGGUCAGUGUGGUGUUACUAUUUGUGCUAAGCUACUAUUUUUUAAAGAAAAUGAACUCCCGGGAAAUGUUCGUCCAUUAUUAGAAUUACCACCAACAAGUGCCAAAAUCAGUGCUCGAGAAACAGAUAUCGUUAUUGAUGCCUUUGGCCACAAUGCAUACAUUGUACUUAGAUUUGAUUUAAUAGAACCUCUUACGCCUAAAUCAAAGAUUGCAUGGCUAUAUGAAAGUAUUGGAUUUAUACCUCCCGAAGGUCCGUUAGUACCAAUGAAUGAUUUAGAAUGUAAUGCAAUUUCUGAAGAUACUAUGGUGGAUGUAAAACGAGUAUGCAAAGAAUGCGGUGCAUUAGCUGUUCAUAAAGAAUUAAGUGGCUUAGCAUGUAGAGGUGUAGUCCCUAUGAAUCAAGGUAUUAAAAGAACAGCAGCUAAUCGUUUGCUGAUGCGAGUGAGAGCAAUGAUUAAACAGUUUCCCCCUGGUGAAUGUUCGUAUAUAGAUUGGCAAGAUACAGUUACAGCUCAACAUGCAGCAUGUAGACGUGCUGUGACUUCUUCUUUUGAGCCUCAGCCCCCACCAUUACGACUUCCCUCGCGUGUAGCUGCAGCGAGAUGUCGAUUAGCAGGGGACAAUACAAUGGCAGAUGAACACAUGAAAACGAAUUUAAAAGUAGCAGGAUCUCACCCCAGGUCUCUACUAUCAAAGGCUUUAAGGUGUUUAGAGAAAAAAAAUGAUACAGAUGCUCGGAAUUAUAUACUUCAAGCUUUAAGUGGCCAAUCAAGGAAUAGAUUUUUGUUAUGGCUUUUUGGAGCUCAGGAAUUUGACAAAGGGCCUGAGGCUACUAAUGCGGCUGCUGCAGCUUUUAGACUUGCUGUAAAAGGUGAUUUUUCUGAAGGUACUACAAAUGCUAUUGGAUGGGCAGCAUUACACACUUUCUAUCAUUUUAAUGAAAAUCCUUAUGCAGCCUUUGUAGCAAUACAGAAAAUGAGGAAGUCAUAUGAACUACCAAGGGAAUGGAAGAAAUUUCUCCAGCGGUGGCUGGAAACUAGCGGAGAAGAAGAAGUGUUUUGGAUACCUGCGGUGGUAGCACCAAAUAAUCCUUUGCUGCUUGCAGCAACUUUGUUUCUUUGUUUACGUUGCUACGUGUUUAGUGAACGACUUUUACAAUGUGUUGAAAUGGGCUGUGCCACCCGUGGUUCUCGAUUUGGACUGAUCUCGAUAAUUAGCCCUGACUUAUAUUACAUUCGAGCUGCUUCGUUUCUCUUAAGGCAUGAGUUAGACAAGGCUUUAGAAGUUACAAAUGAGGGGAUAAAGAGAUUUGGACCUAGUGCUGUACUGUCUCAGAUGCGUCUCUCAUGUUUGACUUGUAAACGAGGGUGGGAUGGUGAGUGUGAAAAAGCGUUAUUAGAGGCAGAAAAAGCUGGUGCAGAGCUAUGUCCCGCUGUCCUUUUAAGGGCAGCUAUUGGUAAUUUUAAGAUAGACCUCAAGGUAUCUCUUCAACGAGCUGCCCGUGCUCAUAAAAUAGCCCCAUGUGCACAUUCUGGAUUGAUAAUAAGUCGAAUAUAUAUGAAACUUGGUGAGGAAAUAUUAUCAGAGCGCUGGGCUUCAGCCGCUGUGAAAUUUGAACCACUGCUAUCAGAUGGUUGGGCAGUUUUGGCUCUACUAGCAAUGUACCAAAGGAAUUUAGACAAAGCUAGGGCUAUGUUGCGAACUGCAAAGCAGGUCGGGUUUAUCAGUUCAGAUAUACAAGAAGAAGUGAAUAAAGUUAUCGAGAUUACUAAAUUAGAAACUUUGCCAGAAGCAUUGCAAAAAAAAAUUUGUUUCUGUGAAUAUUUUUGAUUGAAGCACUUUGUCCAUUCGUGUAUGCAUAUCUUUUGCAUAUCUAUAUUUAAUUAUUUAAAGAACCCAAAGUUUGAUAUGGACUUUUAAAUAAAUGUACUAUA